Messenger RNA from Octodon degus (degu), 913 nucleotides. RefSeq names its product phosphatidylethanolamine binding protein 4 (gene Pebp4). Bases 1 to 768 code for a protein of 255 amino acids. The record is from RefSeq and is a predicted model, not a curated record. NCBI's taxonomy places the organism in Eukaryota, Metazoa, Chordata, Mammalia, Rodentia, Octodontidae. The transcript is spliced from 8 exons.
AUGAUCUUAUUAUCCUCAGAGGAGUCUCAGGCGCACAGUCCAGCCAAAGCUGCCGCCCUGUGCCCAGGAUCCCCAGACCCCGGAGCGGGCCAUAGAGCUGCACUUUGGGCUCCUUUCCAGGUGCCCAUAAACUGGAACAUGAGGCUGGCUGUGGCAGCCCUGUGGCUGGGUCUCCUGAUGGUGGCUGCUGAAGGUGAGGAAGACGACUCGUGUGUCUACGAGGCCCUGCCCGACGAAGACACCGCGCUCUGCAAGCGCCUUGAAGUUUUCUACCCUGUGUUGGGGAACGUCGGCUGCAUGUUCAUCCCAGACUGCAACAACUACAGAUGGAAGAUCACCCACUGGGACAAACCCAUAGUCAAGUUCUCUGGUGCCGUGGAUGAUGAAAAGUACAUCCUGGUGAUGGUGGACCCGGAUGCCCCCAGCAGGUACAACCCCAGAGCAAGAUUCUGGAGACACUGGCUGGUGACGGACAUCCAGGGCACCGACCUGCAGAGAGGGAAGAUUAAAGGCAAAGAGUUAUCAGCCUACCAGCCUCCCUCCCCCCCAGCUCACAGCGGCUUCCACCGCUACCAAUUCUACAUCUACCUUCAGAAAGGAAAGACCAUCAGCCUCCUUCCCAAAGAAAACAAAACUCGAGGCUCUUGGGAAAUGGACAAAUUUUUGAACCGCUUCCACCUGAACGAACCUGAAGCAAGCACCCAGUUCAUGAUGCUGAACUACCAGGACUCAGCAACACUGCAAGCUUCCAAGGAAGGUGGCAGAUAGGCCAAGGACAAACCCAGAGAGCAGGGCCCACUGGGCCACAGGCUUCACCUUCCAGGUGUGUGUCCACCACAGUAUGGAGACAGCACCUUCCCCAGUAUGGAUCCCUUCUCAUGUAAACUAAAAAAUAAAAAUAAGAAGUCAUCCA